AUGGUGAAAUUAACCCAAAUAGAAGACGAGACUCAAACCCAAUUCCCGGACGGAACCACACAAAUCAACAAAGUUGAGAUCAACGAGUUUGAAGAUUCCGAAGGUUCAGACUUCAGUGAUGACGACGAAGACGACUUUGACUUUGAGAAGGAAACCUUGUUGGACCGAGUUGCUGCCCUCAAGGACAUAAUCUCGCCACAACAACGUGACCAACUCUACAAUUUGUCGUCCAAGAUCUCCAGCUAUGCCUCGUGGGCUUCAGCUCAAGGUGGGAACUUGCUCUGGACAUUGACUUCCAGCUCGUUGUUGUUGGGAGUGCCAUUGGCGUUGGCUAUCUUGAGUGAAACCCAAUUACAGGAGAUGGAGAAGGAUAUGAGCUUGCAGGCUGCUGCUCAGGACGUCUUGGCUCCUGGCAGUGAGGAUGCUUUUGGUAAGAAGAAGUAA
Messenger RNA from Lodderomyces beijingensis, 444 nucleotides. The record is from the annotation of a GenBank genome assembly. Lineage: Eukaryota; Fungi; Ascomycota; Pichiomycetes; Serinales; Debaryomycetaceae.